CAGCACUGUGGGGCUGAGACUGAAGCAGCAGCAGUAGCAGCCGCAGCGACAAUAGCAGUCAUCAGCAACAGCAGGAUCAGCAACAGCAGCUUGCAGACAUCAGUUGAAGAGGCGAUACGUGGAGCCAGGCUCACCUCUCCCACCUCUCCCACCUCCCUCGUCACCUCUCGCAGCCGCCCCCGCCCGCCGUGCUCCUCGUCUCCCCCGGGGGGCCCGGAGCGGCCACCAUGGGCGGUCUGCGGCUGCGGGGCCUCUCCCGGGGCGGCCUCCAGCUGGGCCUGGCCGCCGCCGCCCUGCUGCUCGCGCUGCGCGGCGCCGGCGCCGCCACCACCGCGGCCGUCCCGCCCGCGGGGCCCACCUCCUCCUGGCCCGGGGGGGCGACCGCGACGACGGCAACGGCCAAUCAGAGCAAAUCGUGCCUGGGCACCUACACGUGCUUGCCGGGCAUCCUGCUGCCCGUAUGGCUGCCCAACGACCCGCCGCUCCCGGACAAGGUGGCGCGCGCCCUCGUCUACUUCGUGUGCCUCAUGUACAUGUUCCUGGGCGUGUCGAUCAUCGCCGACCGCUUCAUGGCCUCCAUCGAGGUGAUUACGUCGCAGGAGAAGGAGAUCACCAUCAAGAAGCCGAGCGGCGAGACCGUCACCACGACGGUGCGCGUGUGGAACGAGACGGUGUCCAACCUCACGCUGAUGGCGCUGGGCUCGUCGGCGCCCGAGAUCUUGCUCUCCGUCAUCGAGGUGUGCGGGCACCACUUCGAGGCGGGCGACCUGGGGCCCAGCACCAUCGUGGGCAGCGCGGCCUUCAACAUGUUCGUCAUCAUCGCCAUCUGCGUGUACGUGGUGCCCGACGGCGAGACGCGCCGGAUAAAGCACCUGCGCGUGUUCUUCGUGACGACGGCCUGGAGCGUCUUCGCGUACAUCUGGCUCUACCUCAUCCUCGCCGUCUUCUCGGAGGGCAUCGUCGAGGUGUGGGAGGCGCUGCUCACGUUGGCCUUUUUCCCCGUGUGCGUCGUCUUCGCCUGGGUCGCCGACCGCCGCCUGCUCUUCUACAAGUACGUGUACAAGCGCUACCGUGCCGACAAGCACCGCUGCGUCAUCGUCGAGUCCGAGGGCGAGCGGCCCAAGUCGUCCUUUGAGAUGGACGGCAAGGGGGCGGCCACGGCGGCCGGGGGGGGCGCGACGGCCGUGGCGCUGCAGCUCGACGGGCCCGACGUGGCCGACGAGCCCGAGGUGGGCGAGGGCCGGCGCGAGAUGUUCCGAAUCCUCAAGGAGCUCAAGCACAAGCACCCGGACAAGGACCUGGAGCAGCUGACCGAGAUGGCCAACUACCAGCUGCUGAGUCAGCAGCAGAAGAGCCGCGCCUUCUACCGCAUCCAGGCCACGCGCAAGAUGACGGGCGCCGGCAACAUCCUGAAGAAGCACCUGCUGGAGCAGGCUCGCCGCUCGGCCAGCAUCACCGAGAUCCACGUGGAGGCGGGCGACGGCGCGGGCGCCGCCUCCUCGGCGUGCCGCGUGUUCUUCGAGCCGUCCUCGUACCGCUGCCUCGAGAGCUGCGGCGCCUGCACCCUGACGGUGGUGCGGCGCGGCGGCGACCCCCGCGCCACCCUCUACGUCGACUACCGCACCGAGGACGGCUCGGCGAGCGCCGGCUCGGACUACGACCUCGCGUCCGGCACGCUCGUGUUCCGGCCCGGCGAGACGGAGAAGACGAUCAGCGUGGGCAUCGUCGACGACGACAUCUUCGAGGAGGACGAGCAGUUCUUCGUGCGGCUCAGCAACUUGCGGGCGGCGCCCGGGGCGGGGGACGAGGAGGCGGCGGCGGCGGCGGCGACGGAGGCCGGGCAACCGGACGUGGUGGCGGUGGCGGUGGCGGGCGUCACGCCGUGCCUGGCGACGCCCGACGUGGCCAGCGUCACCAUCCUGGACGACGACCACGCGGGGCUGUUCGGCUUCGAGGAGGCGGCGAUGCGCGUGAGCGAGAGCGUGGGCUGCGUCGAGGUGCGCGUGGUCCGCUGCUCGGGCGCACGCGGCUCCGUGCUCGUGCCGUUCGCGACGGUCGAGGGGCGGGCGAAGGGCGGAGGGGAGGACUACGAGGACGUCAGCGGGGAGCUGCUCUUCAAGAACGAGGAGAGCGUGAAGACGAUCCAGAUCCGGAUUGUGGACGACGAGGAGUACGAGAAGAACAAGAGCUUCUUCCUCGAGCUGGGGGAGCCGCGCAUGGGGGACGUGAGCGACAAGAAGGCUGCUCUUCUGUGGUGUGAGCACGCAGAUGGCCUCUCGACUGAGGAGUCGGAGGCCCGGAGGGUGGCGGCCCUCGGAAAGCCCGGCCUGGGAGAGCACCGCAGGCUGGAGAUCAUCAUCGAGGAGUCGUACGAGUUCAAGAGCACGGUGGACCGGCUCAUCAAGAAGACGAACCUGGCGCUGGUGGUGGGGACACACUCGUGGCGAGAGCAGUUCGUGGAGGCCGUCACCGUGGGCUCCGGUGACGACGAUGACGAAGAUGGCGGCGGCGGCGGCGAGGAGCGCAUGCCGUCGUGCUGCGACUACAUCAUGCACUUCCUCACGGUCUUCUGGAAGGUGCUGUUCGCGUGCGUGCCGCCCACCGAGUACUGGAACGGCUGGGCCUGCUUCGUCGUCUCCAUCUCCGUCAUCGGCAUCCUCACCGCCGUCAUCGGCGACCUCGCCUCGCACUUCGGCUGCACCGUGGGGCUCAAGGACUCGGUGAACGCCGUCGUGUUCGUGGCGCUCGGCACCUCCGUGCCCGACACGUUCGCCAGCAAGGUGGCGGCCGUGCAGGACCAGUACGCGGACGCUUCCAUUGGCAACGUGACCGGCAGCAACGCGGUGAACGUGUUCCUGGGCAUCGGCAUCGCGUGGUCCAUCGCCGCUAUCUACUGGUGGACAAAGGACGAGCCGUUCCGCGUGCAGGCUGGCACGCUGGCCUUCUCCGUCACCCUCUUCACCAUCUUCGCCUUCGUCUCGGUCGCCGUGCUCAUGCUGCGCCGCCGCCCGUCCAUCGGCGGGGAGCUGGGCGGCCCGCGCCGCCAGAAGCUGCUCACGUGCGCGCUCUUCGUGCUCCUCUGGCUCAUCUACAUCGUCUUCUCGGGCCUCGAGGCCUACUGCCACAUCCCCGGCUUCUAGAUGCGCCGGCGCUCGGGGGUCUGUCGCUCGGCGCGCGGCGGUGCGGUGGUGGGGUAGGGGGUGUUGUGGGCGUUGCGGCGGUGGGGCUGCUGCCACCGUCGCUCACCGACGUCGCCGCCAUCGUCAACGUCGCUGCCACCGUCGUGGUUGUUUCGUCCGGGUGGAAACUCUGAGGCCUUGCGUUGCUGAGGACUUCUGAGAGCGCAAUAAGGAAGUGUUAAAGUUCGAGUGCGGUGAGCUAGAAUGGCUCGUGUCACGCUGCUGCUGCUGCUGCCCCGCACACGCCACAGAUGCGGGUCUCAGGUGGAGCUCACCACGCUGGCGGUGGUGAUGGCGGUGGUGAGAUUAUACAUUUGAGUGGUGUCUCACUGACAUGGCACCCGUGGCUGUGGCUCGUGGAUUGCGGCCAAUGGACGAUAAUUAUCGGCCGACUUGGAGGUCGGGCGGCUCUUAGCGGGCCAAGUCCCCGCAGGAUUUCUUGGCGAGAGAUUCUGCGAUGCUCGGCGAGUGUUAGCGUCACAACUGACGGACCUCCUGGGCUCAGCGUGGUUUAUUCUCGCAGCUGAUCCACAACUCAUUUGAAGUCGAGUUUGCCGUGCCUGGGUGCCAGUGCACAGAUCUCCCAGGGCGGUGUGUGCUGCCAUCGAGGCACUCUGCUCAUUAAGGACGUUGUUUCUAACCCCCGCGAUGUUCCAGCCUUCACCGACUGCACUCCCGCAAAGCCCGAUGUGUGAAGGAUGCAUGGACGCACACGUGGCUUUGUUAGCCCGGUGGCUUCAGGGCGCUGCUAUGCCACUUGCAGCCAUCGAACUGUCCACGCCUCCUCCUCUGCCACCAACUGCCCGACUUUGCCACCCACUGCCCCACUCAGUCACCCAAUACCACCUGUACUACCACCCACUGCCCCACGCCACUACCCAUCGUCCCACCCUAUCACCCUCUGCUAUAGCCUACCACCGAUUGCUGCUAGACCCGGUCAUCCCGUCACUCUUUGCUGCCAAGUUUGUUCUCAGCCUGGUGCUUUACGUUGGCAGCAUGGGCCAUCAGUUCUUUAACCAAAAACAAAUGAAAGAAAAAAAAAGAUCUAUGCUCGAUGUCUGCGACUGCACUUAAUGAAAAACAAAUGGUAUCCCGCGUGCGGAACCGCCUGCCACCACGGUCCGCUGUGUUGUGUUGUUUCGCGGUGAUUUGUGAGUGUGAAAACCCUUUUUCAGUUGCCUUGGCGCGCGCCAUUGGCGAGACGCUUCCAUCCCUGCGUCGCUCGUAAAAUCUCCUCGCCUCUAGCGAUGUCGGCGUUUAAUUGUAUCGCGCUUCGACGAUGCGUUGGCCUCUUCCUCGUGGCGUUGCUUUCAAAGCGAUUUCCCGCUCACGUGAGCAUUGAGGCUGCGUGCUCAUCUCCUGUUUACAGGCUUGCAGCGGCAGUGGUGGAAAUUCCACAAAUUUUAAUCAUGGGGGGGGGGAGUGGUGGGGAGCUGCGGUACAAGUCUAUCCAUGGGGCAAGCACUGGUGACUUCCCGACAGUGGUACUAAUUUUUAUCCACCCCAGAGGGAUGAUGGGUUUAGUCAACCCCUCCCCAAACAGGAUUUGAACUAGCAACCUUCCGAUUGCAAGCCGCGCUGCUGGGUCUGCCGUUGAGUCACCUGGACGGAUAAUCACUCUCAUUUAUACCCUCGGAUGUAGAUAGGUUGAGCCAUAGGUAGCGUCGUACCCGUAGGUAGGUAGGCACGCACCUGCUGUGCGUGCGAUGGCGCAUACAGCCCCGAGCAACGUCUGAAGUACGUUUUACAGAGCCUUAUUAAAACGUUAAUUUAUUUAAAUUAUGUAACGUUGAAUGCGAUUUAUAAACCCAUCAUCGUGUUGGGCCAGUGGUCCUUUGGUUUAUUCAAAGUGUCUAUAAACGCGUGUGUGUGUGGGUUGUUUUUUUGUGUUUAGGCGUAAAAUCCCAAUCUGCUCUUUUUCGUGUUGAAGCACAUGUACCUGUUUGGAACCCCACGUGAUCUGUGACUUUGUUUUGUUCGCAAGCCGCCAAUUUACCAGCGGAGAUUCAUUACCACCAAGCUAUGGAACGCCUUGCCACUUUAAAUCAGGCAAUCGGAGUCGGCAGAUAUAUUUCAGCCUGCUUUAAAAACCCAUCUCUUUAAAGUGGUCUUCCAUCUCUAAGUUGAUCGGUUGGCCCUGGUCCUGUUUGUGUUUCCUGCUUCCCAUGCAAUGCACAUUGGGAUCAUAGGAUGGACUGCGCAUUAUACAUUUGAUUUAUUAUUAGUAUUACUCUGACGACUACUGAGGGCUGCCCUCGUGUAAAUAUCUGGACGUCAAUCAGGUGACUGAACCGGCUUGCAUUGUGGCCUCUGUGACGAUGCCUGUGAUGAUGGCGGCGGCGGAGGCGAUGAUGAUGAUGGUGGUGGUAGCUCUAGCGGCUAGAACGACGACGCCUCUGUUAACAGUCAUUGUGACUGAAGGUGGUGGCGAUUAAGCAAUAAUCGUCACGAAUCGUUCCGCGUCCACGACUUGCAUCCACGACGAUUUGGCAUCCAAUCCCCCCCCCCCUCCGUGUGUUCGCACACAGAAGAAGAGUGACGUCAUGGCUAAACGGCGCCCCCCCCGCCCCCCCCCAACUUUUGCACGGCAUUUGGCAGGAGAGCGGCCCUCGUGGACUAAAGACUGAAAAGAAAAACCCUCUCGGCUUCCCGCCUUCGGCAUCUCAACAAUGCCGAUCGCACGCGAAGCGGGUCGUCUCGGUAUUUCGCCAUGAUAGAUGUCCCCGUGGCGGCGGUGGAUUUGUUUCCUUCCAAUUCGUAGCCAGAACCGCGCCCGUUGGGGUAUCCGUGCCGUGCCCCGCGCUGUCUGUCCGCACCGCAUCCCCCGCUGGGAGGAGGUGGUCGCGUCUCUGCACGUCAGGGCUGAACACCCACGCGCUUGAGAGCAGGGCAGACGUUCACUUCGCACGACAUUUGGGAAUUUGUCAACUGGGGGGGGGGGCAGUGCCGGAUGUAGCUAGUGCGGGGCUUGUAGCAUAUGUUGUUAUGAAGGGGCCCUACAUAAAAAAACACGUACAUAUGAAAACACAAAUGUUUAACUUGCAAAGUAAAGUACUUGUAUUUUUUCAUUUGCUAUACAGCCAUAUAAUACGACAAAUCGCUAAUCUUAAACACCCCAGUCGUUCAUAAAAGUUGAAGGCGCUAUAUUACUAUAGUAAUAGAGCAAGUGCAGAAUCACUGAACCG
Lethenteron reissneri (Far Eastern brook lamprey) is the source of this 6364-nucleotide messenger RNA. Its product is annotated as sodium/calcium exchanger 3-like. Lineage: Eukaryota; Metazoa; Chordata; Hyperoartia; Petromyzontiformes; Petromyzontidae. The record is from RefSeq and is a predicted model, not a curated record. Gene Ontology annotation, biological process: calcium ion import across plasma membrane; sodium ion transmembrane transport; cell communication. Gene Ontology annotation, cellular component: postsynapse; sarcolemma; axon. Gene Ontology annotation, molecular function: calcium:sodium antiporter activity.